Molecule: messenger RNA, 746 nt
Organism: Tribolium castaneum (red flour beetle)
Lineage: Eukaryota; Metazoa; Arthropoda; Insecta; Coleoptera; Tenebrionidae
Product: EKC/KEOPS complex subunit Tprkb
Exons: 2
Coding region: 196-702 (168 amino acids)
Biological process (GO): tRNA threonylcarbamoyladenosine modification
Cellular component (GO): cytosol; EKC/KEOPS complex; nucleus
Source: RefSeq, a predicted model, not a curated record
CAAGCAGUCAUUUUGGAUGACUUGCUACUAACGCGAAAUUCCUAUUAUUUUAAAUUAUUAAAGGAAUUUCAAAAGACUGUAUUGAGAGUAUCAAUAAUUGGGUGGGAGCAAUUCUACAGUAGCGAAUUUCUCGCCUGAGACUGACAAUAAACCUAACCCUACAAUUCCACAUUUUUUAUUAUUCACCGUUAAAAAAUGGUUAAAGCGGCAUUGGACCCCCUCGUGAAUAAAACCCUCAACAUCCGUUUAUUCCACAGUGUUGAGAACGUGUCCGACUUGCGUAAAAAAAUAAUGUCAGGUCAACUUGAGUGUUGUCUCGUAAACCCCAAGUUGAUUGUGGACCCGUUCCAGUUAGUCGUGGCCGCAAACAAGGCCCUAACUGCCAAAAACCGCACCACUAAAACGAUUUUCACUGAAAUUUUAUUCAAUUUGUCUGUAUCCAAACACAUAACGAAAAGUUUGCAACAGUUUGGGAUCACUGACGACUGUAGAGACUUGCUGGUGGUGACUGUCGGCGACGACGACAGUCGCGUUCUUUCUGAAAUUAAAGGCACGGAAGUGGAGUUGGGGGCACUUGAGGAGAUUCGGGAUUUGGGCGCUGUUAAGAAGGCUUACAAGAUUGGGCCUGAGGAAGGGGCGACUAGCACUAUUGUGGACUCCGUCGUCAGUAGGAUAGCCACUAAGGAUUUUAUCUCGCAUUGAUUGUAUUUAAUAUUGAUAAUAAAUUAUUAAAAAAGCUCUAAAAG